AUUUCAACGUUUUUUUCUUUUUAUAGUCAAACAAAAAGAUAUACUUCCCUCAUUGAUCAUGUCAGAAGUAGCCACCUUGGAAAAACCUUUAGAAUCACUAACAGUCAACGAUGCAGACGAAGUUGCAGAGUUCACAAAGCUUGUAAAAGAUCUCAAAGCAAAGGUCAUUGACAUGAAAAACCAACUAAAGCCCCUAAAACAAAAGAUUGAAGAUGAUCAAAUACACACUUCAAAAGGUGUUUCAUUCCUUGAGGUGAAAUAUCACAUUAUGCUUCAGUAUAUCCUUCAGCUUGCUUUUUACGUACAUCUAAAGAUAUCCGGCAAACAAAUUGAAAAUAAUCCAGUUGUUGAAUCUCUCGUCGAACUUCGGGUUUUAUUAGAUAAGAUGAAGCCUAUAGAAACCAAACUAAAAUAUCAGAUCGAUAAACUUGUGAGAGCAGCGGUUUUGGACACCAGCAGAAAGAACGAAUCAGGGCAGCCAAACGAGACGACUGAUGUAGAAAAGAAAGAAGAAAUAACUGUGGCACAAGCUGUGGCAGUAGAUCCAUUAGCCUUCAGACCAAACCCAAUGAAUUUACUUGCUAAAGAUGAAGACAAUGAAGAUGUGGAUGAAGAGGAGAAUGUAGGAACGGGCGUAUAUAGACCACCCAAAUUAGCACCUGUUACUUAUAUAGAAGAUGAUAAGAAGAAGGGCGGAAAGAAGGAAAGAGACGAAGCUCGUUAUAAGGAAAAAGCAUCCAGAUCACGUAUCAUGAAAGAUUUGAUGACAGAAAUGUCUGAGAAUCCGGAAGAAAUUGAUGUUUUCGGUGGUGUCAAUGAAGGCACAGGUUUCGGUGAUCGGGUAGAUAGUAUGAUUGCAGAAAAGAAUCGAUAUGAAGAAGAUAAUUUUGUUCGUCUUUCAGUGACACGUCGUGAGAAGAAGAGAUUGAACAAGAAUAGAAGAAUGAAGUUCGAAAGUGAAUUUGAUAAUUUGAAUGAUUUCUCUAAUUUGGCUGGUUUGAAAGAUGUCGAAGAACAGGAGAAUGAACGUUACCGUAAUGUACUUAGCCGCAGUAAGAAAAAUAAGAACGAAGUUUUCGAAAGUAGUGGUACUAAACGUACAAGGGAUGAAGGCAACGAUGAUGGAUUCCAUGGUCUGUUUGAUGGCGAAAGUAAGGUGAAGAAUAAAUUCUCAGCGAAAAGACACAAAAAGAAGGGAGGAAAGGCCAAAAGAAGAUCCUAAGUUAGGACUAUAAAUUAUGAAAGAUACCUGUAUAGAAAUUUGAAUUGUUUUUGUACUCUAAUUUUAAUAAACUGAACAGUCUAAAAUA
Molecule: messenger RNA, 1310 nt
Organism: Mycotypha africana
Lineage: Eukaryota; Fungi; Mucoromycota; Mucoromycetes; Mucorales; Mycotyphaceae
Product: Sas10/Utp3/C1D family-domain-containing protein
Exons: 3
Coding region: 59-1222 (387 amino acids)
Biological process (GO): maturation of SSU-rRNA from tricistronic rRNA transcript (SSU-rRNA, 5.8S rRNA, LSU-rRNA)
Cellular component (GO): nucleolus; small-subunit processome
Source: RefSeq, a predicted model, not a curated record